AUGUUCGGCAAGCGCGGCCCAGCUGUGGAGGAGACACAUGCUUCCCUGCGUGACCACAUCUUAAACCGGGACAAUGGCGCGCUUGAGGCUUCUCUCGCAUCGCUCCGCUGGGCCAGCACUGCCGUCAAUCACCGCUCGUCCGACACGACGCCGCUGCUGCUUCUCGCUGCGACGCAGGACGACGCGCCGUCUGUGUCGCUGCUGCUCAGGGCACGCGCCAGCAUCAACAUAGCUGACAGCUCGGGCGCCACUGCCGCCUUUGUCGCCGCUCGCAGCAACGCUGCCGCCGCGCUCGAGGUGCUGAUUCGCAGCGGCUGCGACGUCAACCAACCGCGCGCGUCUGGGGCGACGCCGCUGUACGUCGCAGCACAAAACGACUCGCGAGCCGCGCUCGCGAUGCUGAUCGCGGGCGGCGCCGCUGUCGACGCGCAAAAAGAGGGAGGCUUCACGCCCCUCCUUAUCGCGGCGAUGCGCGGCCACGCACCGUGCGCCGGCGCCGACCCAGACCGCGCGUACGAUGUCGCGGACCGGUGGAGUGCGCUGAUGGUUGCGGCACACCUGGACCAGCGCGACGUGCUCGAGGCGCUCUGCCGGGCGGGAGCUUCGGUGCUGCUCCGCGACGCUGGCGGGCGGACGGCGCGGGAGGUAGCCGAGGCGGCGGGGCACGAGUCGGCGGCCGCGCUGCUGCAGGGGCGGGAGGAGGAGGAGGCGCUCGAGGCGGAGGCUGCGUCGCAGGAGGGGCCGUCCAAGCAGCGGGAGGCUUCUCGACGGCAUAGCAUCUCGUCCGGCGAUGGAUGA
This is a messenger RNA of Emiliania huxleyi CCMP1516, 798 nucleotides long. RefSeq lists its product as hypothetical. Lineage: Eukaryota; Haptophyta; Isochrysidales; Noelaerhabdaceae. Gene Ontology annotation, molecular function: protein binding. The record is from RefSeq and is a predicted model, not a curated record. The coding region runs from base 1 to 798 and encodes 265 amino acids. The transcript has 2 exons.